AUGGACGAACUGUCAGGUUUACCGAAGCAUCUCCAGUUCCUGAGUGAUCAGUCCCAAGUUUUGAAGGAACUAAACAGUGACCUAGAUACUAAUCCUAUUACAGAUCUAUACACCAGCUAUACCAGGCACCUGAAAACAGGUUUUAACAGAGAUCAGUCCAGCAGGUCGACCUGGGACCAAGAGACUGACUCCAGCAAGGUUCUAAACACAAGACUUGAUGUUGGAGGAAGAGAAACUAGAGAUACAUAUCAACGGUUCCGAACCCAGCUCUUUACUCCACAAACCAAACAUCAGGGGUUCAAACAACGAAACAAUCGACAUUUCAAACAAAAUGUCCACGGAGAAGAGAGAAGGGACGGAGCUGGCAGGAGGGGGAAGAGAUUGUCUCUCUUGGACAGAAUGAGAAACCUUCUCUACCCACCCGCCCCUAGAGAAGAGUAUAGGAGACAUCAAGACCAACAAUUCCAGGCUCCGGUGUUCCGUCUGGUCACUCAUCCCCCCACUGUCAGAUCCAUCCCACACACACAUAGAAUCAGGGUUCAACCCAACCUUAUCCAACCAAACAUUCAGAAACAUCAUCAACCCAACCUACCUCCUCCAACUCUUCAUCAUCAACCCAACCUACCUCCUCCAACUCUUCAUCAUCAACCCAACCUACCCGCUUCAGCUUUUCUUCAUCAAAAAAACCAACCCCCUCAUACCUUCCAUCAUCAACCUAACCUACCCCCUCCCACAGUACAUCAACCAAAUCAUCAUAAUCAACCACAUACUAAACGCAACCACUUAAACAGUAUUAAAACACAGUCUAACCAGGAAAUAAAACAUAAAAACCAUGCAUCGACCUUUCAAAACCCUUCCCAUACUUACCAACCCCUCGAGUUCCAACCCUCUCAGACAGAUGGAGAAAACACACAGUUUUUAGAUUCGGAUUUUGAUCUAAAAGUUCAAAAUCCGUCCGUGAGACAAGUAUCUAUAAAUAGUUUCAGUUCUUCCACUGGAGGUUCAAGGUUCUAUACAGAAUCUACUGGAGCUGGAGAGCAGGCAGUAGUUCUAGAUCUUGUCGGUACAACAGGGGGGUUUAAUCCUCCUAAUCCUGAUGAGAUUAUUAUCAUCAGUAAACCUGAGAAUGAGAAUGAGAACGUAUCUGAUGAUGUUGCGCGUUUUAAAGUUCUUGAGCCAAUUAUUUCCGUAAAAUCUGAACCUAUCAUCCAGAAAGUUGAAGAAAAUUUCAAAGAUGAUUUUGAACAAGAUAUGCCAGAGUACAAAGAGGAUAAGGUUACAUUCAGUACAUAUGAAUCUCAGCAGCUUUUACAGAACCCGGAGCCGGAGCAAGAACCCAUCCAGGAGAUUAUUGAAUCAACAACUAUUCUGCCAGUGGUAGAAGAAACUACUCCUUACAUUAAUACUUUCCGUCCUAUCACACCCAAACAAUAUAUCCCUAAAUCAUCAGCUCAGACUGAAUCUAGAAAUCCGAUCUAUCCUAGUCCUUCAAGGUCGGAGAAUAUCCAGGUUGCAGAAAUUAAGAGCAUGUCGAGGGAAGAGUUUGAGGAGAGUAUAAACCAGGUUCUGGAGAAGGAUCGUUAUGUAUCCGAGGGUUAUGAAGAACUACUGGAGGAGAAGAUUGCUGAAAUACAGCGUCAAGCUGAUCUACUAGAGGAGAAAUACUGGGGUGGAAGGAAGGAUUACGAAAUAUAGAUUAUAUAACAGAGUCAAGACUAAGAAAACUCUCAACCUUCUCCUAAUGUUGGAUUUUAAAAACAAUAAUUAAAAAUAUGAUUACUCAGAUAAAGAAGAAAAGACAUUGAUACAAACAUGCCUAGACGAACACAAGGGGUUUUAGUGUGUUUUCCCACGCGAGAUAUUGGAGACUUUAACGACAUUUAAUAUUUGUAAAGACUAAGUGAAGGUUGAACACGGAGAAAUUAACCAAACGUGACAAAUCUCCGAAAGUACCAAAAAUAUCAAAAUUAUUACUAGUUUCAUCAUUUUAGACAAAAACGUUAUCCUCUUCCCGCGCUCCUCCUUCUCUUCCAUAUUUAUUUUUAUUUAUUUAUUGUCGCGUGUGCCAUUGUUUUCAUUUAAUAAGUAGUCGCACUAAUGUCAAGGUUUAUGUCACAGUUAUUCUUAUAUUUUGCAAAAGUAUGUACGGAUAAUUUUGCACGAUGAUAUCCUUGGAUUAUGCAGAAUAUUUCUGAAUAUUUAGUCCUCUCAUGCUGGUCCUAACCCUGGUGUAAGAUUAUCCUUUUCAAUUUCCAUUUUGGUCAUUCAGUUUUUUCACCCGGAAAGGAAUUGAGUCUUUGGCACAAACUCUGAUUUCAAUGCCCUACAUUUUUGCAAACAAAUGUCGUAGACCUUGGCUAUUUCAAACUAUGAAUUCUGUUAGAUCAAAUAAUCUAAGUUAGAAAUAUCAAACGUUUACACCAUCAGUUUGCAAAGAUAUAGGGAUAAGAAAAUUUCAGUUUGUGACAAAUCUAAGGCUUAAUUUCCUUAGAAAAACUUUUUACGGUUUUUUUACAUUCCUUAACUUUUCCAGGGAAAUCAGUGUUUAGAUUAAAUAAAUGUAAUUAAGGUUUUUUUUGUUUGUAUCAAAAUGACUUUAAAAAACUAGUUACAAUUUUUAUUAUUAUUGUAAUCUCAAACUUGUUGUUGUCACCUUGUUUAGUCCUUGUACUAGUCUCUUAUACACAAAUUAUGUUAUCAUGCUAAAUCUAAUA
Messenger RNA from Eurytemora carolleeae, 2714 nucleotides. RefSeq lists its product as uncharacterized. The record is from RefSeq and is a predicted model, not a curated record. The transcript has 4 exons. NCBI's taxonomy places the organism in Eukaryota, Metazoa, Arthropoda, Copepoda, Calanoida, Temoridae. The coding region runs from base 1 to 1695 and encodes 564 amino acids.